GCAAUUUUGAACCCUGCCCACGUCCCCAUACUCGCUCUACCAUGGCCUCCAGCUUCAUCGGAAAGCCUAUUUCUCUUAUUUCUCACUCAGAUGUACGAUACCGGGGCAUCCUAGCGGGCAUCGACCCGGCCGCGUCGACCAUCCAACUCUCCAAUGUGUUCUCGAUGGGGACAGAGUCGCGGCGGCCGCCAGAACAGUUUAUUCCACCCGUGCAAGAGCCCUACCAAUACAUCAUCUUCCGUGCCUCGGAAGUGAAGGAUCUUGCAGUGGAUGAACCGCAGCCACGGCGAAACGUCCAUGAUGACCCUGCUGUCCUCGGGGCCUCUGCCCCGAUGCUGAACAACGGAUACCCCACUCCUUACCAACAACCCUACUCUCCCCAGUCCGCAGCCCAGGUCCCCCAACAACAACAACCACAGCCCGGAAGGCAACCACCAUAUCCGGUCCGGCAACCAUCGACGCAACCGUCUGUUCCCCAGGCGAACGGUACGUCACCUGCAGGGCCGUCUCCGCAGAGCGGGCAAGCGGCGGGCAGCCGCGGCCCGCGCAACAGCGCUGUCCAUUCUGCGACAGCAUCCCUGGAGACGGUCGAGCGUGCACUCGGUGACCUACGCGUCUCUCAAGCGACUGCGAAUGGUGCGCCCAUACCUCGCUCCGGCGGCCGGCGCGGCGGGCGGGGUCAGGACUACAAGACAGGCGACCUGCGCGUGCCUGCGACGGACUUCGACUUCCAGGGCUCGAACGCGCGGUUCGACAAGUCUGCCAUCUCGCCGCGGGGGACGCCGAAGAACGAUGGCGAGGCCGAGGGGGGGAAGGCCGAGGAGAAGUCUGCGGAGGAUUCCGCGUACAACCCGCAGAAGUCCUUCUUCGACUCUCUGUCUUCGGGGAGCAACGGGCCUCAGGCAGACGCGCGGGGCGGUCGUGGGGGUCGCAGGGGAGGCGGGAGGAACAGGAGAGAAGAGGAGAGGGAGCGGAACGUUGCAACGUUUGGUGAGCCUGGCGGGGUGGGUCUCAUGGGGCCUGGUCAGUACGUCGGCGGUUGGGGAGGAUACGGCAGGCGAGGUGGAGGAAGGGGCCGGCGAGGCGCGGCUGCUACUGCCGUUGCCCGUUAGCCGUGGUAGGCUUUGCAUGGACUUGUGAUAGCAUGGUUCUCUGGUGCAGUGUUUGAGGACCUGUCGUUCGUGUGAUUUGUUCUGUGAUUGUUCGAUUCCUGGCAGUGCCGUAUUGCAGACACAUCAUCUUUGUGCAUCCACUUGUGUCAGCUAGAGCAGCUGAUUUCCACACUGGUCCCUAGCGUGAGUCGCUUCCGAACUCACAUGAGCUGAAGCCCUAGAUAAUGAAUGGUGCUAUUAUUA
Messenger RNA from Rhodofomes roseus, 1355 nucleotides. Its product is annotated as Scd6-like Sm domain-containing protein. Bases 42 to 1112 code for a protein of 356 amino acids. The transcript is spliced from 5 exons. The record is from RefSeq and is a predicted model, not a curated record. Gene Ontology annotation, molecular function: RNA binding. Lineage: Eukaryota; Fungi; Basidiomycota; Agaricomycetes; Polyporales; Fomitopsidaceae.